Acanthosepion pharaonis is the source of this 519-nucleotide messenger RNA. NCBI's taxonomy places the organism in Eukaryota, Metazoa, Mollusca, Cephalopoda, Sepiida, Sepiidae. The record is from the annotation of a GenBank genome assembly.
AUGUUUCUUUCAUAUUCCUUUAUAUUUCCUUCCUUUCUUUUAUGCUUUACUUACUUUUUUUUUUCUAAUUAUUUUUCCUCUUUCUUCCAGUCUUGUCUUUUCCAGUAUGUUUAUUAUGUCUUUCUUUCCUCCUUCCACAUCGUUCUCACUUUUCUCCUUUUUUUCGUUCGUUUCAUCUUAUUCUUCUUUAUCUCUUCAUUUCUUUCUUUUUUUAUCUUCCCCUUUCUUUCUUUCUUUUUUCUUUCUUUCUUUCUUUCUUUCUUUCUUUCUUUCUUUCUCUCUUUCUUUCUUUGUGCCUUAUAUAUUUUUAUACCUAUAUUCUUUUCUCUCUCUUUCUUUGUGUUUCAUUCAUUCAUUCAUUUAUUCAUGUAUUCAUUAUCGUCUUUCCUCCUUAUUUUUCUUUAUUUUUCUACAAUUCAUUCUUUUUUACAUUCCCUUUCUUUCCUUCUUUUCUUUCUGCAUUUCUGUGUGUAUCUCUUUUAUUUCAUUCUUUGUGAUUUAUCUCGUUAUUUAUUUUAA